Molecule: messenger RNA, 2228 nt
Organism: Somion occarium
Lineage: Eukaryota; Fungi; Basidiomycota; Agaricomycetes; Polyporales; Cerrenaceae
Source: the annotation of a GenBank genome assembly
AUCCGAUCACUUUCUCUUGCUUUCCUAGCUUCGACGCGUCUUGUUCACGAAAGACUGACCCUGCAUUUGUACUCAUUCAAACAAGCCCCAGACAAGACUCUGUCAUAGGUCAACGAAGCCUUACCGUGCAAUUCUUACAGUGACUACAACGACACGCAAUCCAUAGCACCAUUAGUCAACACCGAAACUCGAGAUGCCACCGAAAUCAUCUAGCGCGAGAAUCAUAAUCAAGCCUCCCGCACGACGGCGUGGAGGCGCCGCACGGGGAGGUGGACGUACGCCUCGUUCAAGACUACAAGUAGUGGAGAGUGAGGUAAGUUCACCUGCACCCACCGCAACCACUCAAGAAGACAACGAAGAACCGGAGGAAGUCGAAGCGGGCUCUAACGAGGCUGCCAGUUCGAGUCUCCUCCCUUCUGCUUCUCAAACUCCGGCAGCCGGAGAGGAACAGGAUGAAGAAGACGUCGAAGCUGCUGACGAUGAGGGUGCAGGAGACAAUGCGAGCACACCGGCAGAAGGGUCGACUGUGCCUUCAGAUGAGGGUGAGGAGGUGGAAGCGGGAGCGGAAGUGGAAGUGGAGAAAGCACCAAGGGGGAGAGGAAGGGGAAGAGGUGGUCGACCGCGUGGAAGACCUAGAGGAAGCGGGACACCUCGAGCUCGUGGGAGGGGAUCGCGUGGGGGAAGAGGUAGGGGUAGGGGUCGAGGAUCCUUUACUAUCAAGUUGCCAAGAAGGACUGGUGAAGAGGGUGAAGAGGGUGCGUUGGCUUCGCACGAGGAGGGUGAAGGCGAAGCUGUUGCCCUGGAGGCGGCUGGUGCGGAGGAGCCCAUGGGAGGUGGCAAACCAUUUAAAACUGUCCAAGGGAAGGUUUAUAUUAUUGAGGGCGAUGAGUUGGUCACGGACGACGAUCCAAAGGGAGAUGAGAAGAUUGACAAGGAUGGGAAUCUCUUAGGUGGACGGAAGUUCAAAGCGCACACAUUCACUCUCCCCAAUCGCCACCCUACACGACAAUACAUGCUCGCCAUCGACGCUGCACGAACAUCCGGGUUCCGUGAUUCACUCUACUACUUCCGUCGGAACCCACUUGCCAUGAAGCUCAACGCAACACAAUGGGAGAAAGAUCACCUCAUCGAGGAAGGGAAACUCGGUAGUCAUCUUAAAACUAGGAGCGUCACCCUCAUCACCGCCAGAAGCGCAUUCAAACUCCAUGGGUCCAAAAUGGUCAUCGGCGGUCGUUGGGUGGUAGAUGACUACUACGAAGACAAAGUCCUUGCUGAAGUCACAGAAAAAGGUCUCAAACCAGGAGACUACGUAGGCGACCUCUCCGAACCUACACAAGCUGCAGCAGCAGCAGAAGCAGCUGCACGAGAGCUUCAAGCUGGUCCCCUUGGUAUCGGUCCGCCUACCAGCAUGUAUCGACCUGGCGGGCCUACAACGCUCUUCGGCGGUAGUGGUUGGGGUCCAUACAGUGAUGGACCUCUGAACGCUGUUAGGAAGAGUCUACUGAAUAGGGAGGGGCUAAACGAGGAAAAUUGGAUGGCCAUUGCUGCGUUGAGGACGGCUGAGGACGGUGCGGAGUGGGCGAAGUUGAGGAGGGAUAAUUUGAAGGUGUGUGGUGGAAUUCAGCAACUUCAGCCGCCUCAAGAGCCGGCAAGUGAGCAAAGGGGUGGUGAGAUGGAAUUUGAUGUCAACGUCGUGGAGGAAGGUGGUGUCGUCGGCAUGAAACGACCAGCGGGACCAGAAGGUGAUAGGAGGUUGCGCAAGAAACGACGGUUUGAUGAUGGACCUUUGCCGCUGGGUAUUUACGAGCCUCAAACUGGAGUUGUCCUAUGUGCGUGUUUCGCUGUUUCAACUGACACAACUAGAUCAUUCAUUCAACUUUCGCACCCACAGAUCGACACGAUACUCAACCAAGAUCGGCAAGGUGGGAAGUCGUCGAUGACCGCAAGCCAGUCUUGGGAGGUACGAAAGUGGGUAAUGGAGCUUGGGGACUCGCAUGGAUUGACACCGUCAUGGAACUUCCAAACCUUCCACCACAACCUCCUCCGAUACGUGUUCAUCCGCCUACAUUAGAGAGUUAGUCCUGUGCUUCGCUCCUGGUUCCGUUAUGUAUGCGAGUUCAGCAAUCUGUGUUAAUAUGGUGUGAGGAAUCAGGACGAUUCGAUGUAUUGUAGACGUGAUUAGGAUAUAUUCUUUAGCGUAAUCAUAGAGUAUUCUGCUGGUACUUUUC